AUGUUGGGUGUCUCGAACUUGCCAACCAGCCAACCAGUUGCAAUCGUCCAAUUUUCUUGUGCUAGUGGCUCAAUUCUACCCGGUCUUUCCGACGUUCUGCUUACAAAUCUGUUUGUCCCUCCGUCUCCAUCCGUCGGCCCUUCGCACUGGUCAUCGGUUAUUUACUUGUCCACUCUGCCUAUCUGGCAGGAGCCGAGUUAA
Protopolystoma xenopodis is the source of this 201-nucleotide messenger RNA. The record is from the annotation of a GenBank genome assembly. NCBI's taxonomy places the organism in Eukaryota, Metazoa, Platyhelminthes, Monogenea, Polystomatidea, Polystomatidae.